Molecule: messenger RNA, 2920 nt
Organism: Brassica rapa (field mustard)
Lineage: Eukaryota; Viridiplantae; Streptophyta; Magnoliopsida; Brassicales; Brassicaceae
Source: RefSeq, a predicted model, not a curated record
GCUAGCUCCACCGCCACCCCAAACCUGCCGUACUGCAAACGCAGACGCAGAAGGAGGAAAACGCAAGCAAUAAGAUAAGUUUGGUGCAGAAGACUCCGAGGUUUGCUCUGGAGCUCGACGGUCUCCACUGCUUCGAGACAAUAGUCCGUUCUUGAUUUUGAUUCGUAUUGGUCCGUCUUGUAGCUUGACCUCGAGAUCAAGAAACAAAUUUUCUGAGAUUGUUAUUUUUAUUGGAUUUAUUCAUUAUAUCAUGUGUUUGUGAAUACAUUUUGUAAUAAUAUCGAUUGAUUAUGUAUAAUUUAUUUUAUAUAUUUCUUAUCAAUUUAGUUAAAGUCGAACCAGAAGUAACAUAACAAAUUUCAAUAUUGGUAUUCUUGAGUUUGCUCAUAGCCUCGAACUUUAGAUUCUUGGAAAUACAUCAUCAGAUUAGUCGUAUUCUUAAAAUCGAAUCCAAAUUAAAACAUUAGAUUGUUUCAAAAAAAAAAACAACUAAAAUAUUAGAUUAAACAGAACUAAAGAACAUAUUACAUAUGGAUUGAAACAAAACCAAAAGCGAGAUUAGGUGUACCCUACUUGAUAAAGUGUAGUUUCAUGGUUAAUUAAUUUUUUUUUUUUUGAACUGAUUCUUUAACAGAGUAAAACAAAAGAGAAUAUUGUUCCCCGACGUCCUAAGAAACAUCAUUGUAAUUGAAGAACAGGAUAGCGAGGGGAGUUUUACAAAAAAAAAAAAAAGGAUAGCGAGGGGAACUAAAUUUAAUGGUUAAUUAAUUUUUAUAUAAGAUAAUUUAAUAAAUUGGCAUCCAAGCAAAUGGAACAAAGAUGAUAAGUUGAUAACUAUUCCCUUGCAUUCCAAGUGUAUGGUUUAGGAUGUGUUCUCUAUUCCCUUCCCUAGUUUAGAAUGUGUUUUCUAUUCCCUUGCCUAAUUUAACAUUACGUAGUCCGGAUAAAGAACACGAUAUAUUCAACAUAACGAUAUUGGACAUUUGUGCAUAUAUAGAUACAAACAAAUUAACUUUGUAAACAAUAUAAAUAGAACUGCAACACGCAAAAGUGUUAUUAGUCGCACAAAUAAAAUUCAACCUUGCGGAGGGGUUGGCGUAUGUAUUAAAACAAUAUCCGUUUAUAUACUAAAACAACCAUCCAGAAAAGUUCACAAUACACAUAUACCAUUUCUAACGAUGUCUUACAAACAUGUAUCUAGCUAGCUAAAGAACCAGAUAUAUUCAACUUUUGUAGUUGAAAUUUGACCAUGUACUGGUUUAUAUGACUUUGUUUAUGUUUGACUCGGCUGGCUCUACUACAACUUUCCAAAAGUCAAUAAUAGUACUCCAAGAAAUACUUUUCAUUGAACUGCGAUUAAAAGUCAAUGAAUUCUAUAAACAGUUGAGGCUGUCUAAACUCUCAUGUCACCAAACACAUAGAAUUGGGAGUGGUGUGCACUAUAAAAUCAGUUAUCCGAUCCACGAGGUUACUAAACCAUUAUUGCGAGGUUCACAGGCUGUUGAUUUCCAUUAGUUCUUGUUAACUAGCUAUAUUAGCAUCCGUAUUUAGUGAAGAUUUAUAUGUACACAUAAUCUGAAGACGUUUCCACAAUAGUAAGGAAAACAUCUCCUCAUGUCCAUAAGAAAAACUCUAUACAGUAUUAGUUAUUCACCAAAAAAGUAAUAAAUUUUGGUUGACAGGAUUCCUGCUCCCGACUCUGGAGGGAAAUCAAGUUGGAAUGGAAAAUUGGAAAUAGUUAUAAACUGGUGAGCAUUGAAAAAGAGCGUUAUUGGUCAAACUACAUUCUCCAACUAAUAAUGUUUACCACAAAAUAGUGAAGUAAGACUUGCCAAAGAAAAUGUUCGUUUUUCAUUUGAUAACGGAAUUUAACCGUAAGACUCAGCUUUUGUAAAAUGUCAAUGUAUUGAAUUGUUUUUAAAUAACAGGAUAUCGGAUCGGUCAAUGUCUUCUAAAGCAUGUUAAUUUAUAUUUUUGUUAGUUGGGUCUAAAUAAGUUGGCUAACCUUGCCUUUAUCACCCAAAUAUUUUUUGAGAUAAAAAUUUUUCUUCAAACCAAACAAAUGACCUAAUUCUGUUUUUGUUUUUGGCUACCGGAAUACCUAAUCAACACCAAAAAGACAACUAAAUAUUAGUUUCGAAAUGGAACCAAACAUUAACUACUAUGUAGAUCAUAGUUUUCAUGAACCAGGUCCAGGUCUAUCUAACCCAAAAACACAAGAAUAAUUAACAUAAAGCACAAACAUGUUCCAUCCUAUAAUAAGAUUCAUGGGUGACCAUUACUUUUUUCAUACCAAAAAAAGUAAUUGGAUUUGAUAAAUUAAAUUCAAGGGAGAAUUGGUGAAAUGACCAAAACAGAAAACGAAAUUAAAAUUUUAUAGAGAAGGUAGAGAUAGACAGGAGAAAAAAAAGAGAGAAAAUAAUGGAAAAAAAAUGGAAAUCUUCAACUUCGCUUUCCUAAUCCAACACGGCCUAGUUUCGUCGCGUCUUUAUAAACAUUCUUUUAUAUAAAAGCAAAACCAAAGCUUAAGUUUAGUCAUAAUCUCUCCUAAUUCUUGAGAUAAUGAAUUCGAUGUUCAGUGCUUUCGACGCCAUGUGCGCUGAGAUGAUGGGCAAGAAAGUCACCGCUGCGUCUUACAUCUGCAACCGCUCUGAAAUCAACGCCGCUUCUUCCGGCGGCGGCGGUCAAACCGUGGCUUCGCUGAAGAAAGACGAAAAAGCUACAAACUUGGCGGCGGCAGCGAAGCAACCGAGGUUUGCUCUUGAGCUCGACGGGCUUCAAUUCUUCGAAACCAUUGUUCGUUCUUGAUUCCAACCCAAAUAUUACAUAUCUUUUUCUGAGUCUUUCUUGUUUUCUUCUUCUUUCCGAAUGUAAAUACAAUUUUUUUUUGGAAAAAUAUAAUCAAACACUUUUGCAGUUU